UGACUUAUGAUGCGGAGCUGCAGCUACCGCCAAGAAAUUGUCUGGCGUUUUAAUCGACUCUCGAUUGCUUUUGCUUGGUGGAGAGGCGGAAAGUUGAAAGGGCAUGCGACUGAGAAGGAAGGAGACACGUGCAAACUGAGAAUUUGCCACGUUAGGUGUGAGAAGCAGCUCUGUUUCCUGCAAGGAUGGCUGCCAUAUAUUCUGGCAUCCAUCUGAAGCUAAAGAGCACCCAGACACCAUGGGAGGACAAGUUAAAGCUAGCACGGUUUGCCUGGAUCUCCAGUCAGUGCUUGCUGCCCAACAAAGAACAGGUUUUGCUGGAUUGGUGCACAAAUGCUUUGAGCGGCUGGUACAGUAAGAAACACCAGUUCUCACAAGAUGUUGUGGAGGGCUUGUGGCAUUACCUUAAUGACUUCCUUCAUAGCCGUAAGCUCCACACCACUCUCAAGCAGGGAAAGACCGUCAGUGUGAGGCUUAACAUGGCACAGCUGCUCCUCGACCUCCUUGAAGAGAGUGCUUAUGACCCCACCACGCUGUCAGUUGGUGUUCCCACCCUGCUGAGUGUAUGUCAGGGUAUCCUCUCAUCUUCUGUUGUCUCCUCUAUCUUCACCACCAAAUACGAACUCAUGGUCAGUCUCACGGUCAAGGUUUGCUCCUUCGCAUGCCUUCAACUGCAGCAAGCUUCACAUGCAGGAUCUCAUCAGCCUGAAUCCACAACAGACACUGUGAGUGACUUUUACCCUCAAGGUGAUGGCACCCUUAAGCCAGAGUUGGAGGAGGACAAGCCAAAGGAAAAUAACCUCUCAGCUCAUUUAUUUGAGUUGUUGCUGCAGGUUUUAACGGCAUAUUUAUCAGUUCAGCGCCAACAAGCCAAUCCGAAUAGGGUCUGGACUUUGGUAACCAGCCAGAUGAUCCAACCGUUAGUGCUCCUCAGACACAUGCUCACAUCUGUUGACUAUGUUCCUUCCCACACGAAUCUGUGUGUCAGUCAGCAGCUCUGCAGAGAUGUGCGUGUUAAGAUAGACUCCAUUCUUCAGUUUUCUCUCUUCUCUGCUGAGCACCUGGCAUACUACAAGGAGGAUUUGCUUCCUUCGAGGGAGGUUUCCAAGAAACGUGGCACCCCUUGGACAAAAAGCCCCAUAAGGCCUGCCAAUGAUUUAAUUUGCAAACUAGUUUCCUGUGAUCCGCCGCUCCCUUAUUCUGUGAUGUCAAACACCAUACCGCUGCUGUUCAAGUUUUUUCUGGAAAGCUACAGAAAAACUCGAGGAGAAAACGAGGAAGAUCAGAGGAUGCUGUGUUUUAGUUUCCUCACGCAAUUGAUUCCUGCUUUAGAUCUGUCCCCCUCCAGCUUGUCCGGUUUCCCAGAAAGCUGGAGUCUGGCCCUGCUAGCUACGGAAUCACUGCUCAACCAGGUGCUGUCUGCGGAUAUUUACAACGUGACAUCAGACAAAAUAAGACAUAGAGAGGUCCAGCUUAAAUUUUACAGAAGCCUCGUACAAAUCUUCUUCAAUCAGGCCCAGCCAAGCAUACCUGCGUGGUACCGCUGUUUGAAGGUGCUACUGGGUCUCAACCACCUGAUUCUUGAACCAGACCUGGACAAGUUGUUAUCCUCAGCCUGGGUUGCUGCUGAAUGUAUGGAAGCACGAGUCCAACGGGCCAGACAGCUGAUGCUGUGUAGUGUUCUCCAGACUUACACUAAGCUGCGUCAGUUGCCUCGCUUCUUCUCUGAGCUGCUGUAUGUGAUCUGUCGGCCAUCCCUGCAUAACCUCCGACCUCCUUUGCUGUGUGACAAAAUAUCCGCCUCAAUCAGAGCCAGUGUUCUCGACACACCUCCCUCCCAGAGCCUUGAGAUCUGCUCCACAGCGCUGGAAACAAUGACAACAUGUAUUAUACCUAACCUGUCAAAGGAAAACCAAGCAGAGAUGAUGAAGGUGGAUGGAGAUGAUAACAACAAAGAAAGGGAUCAGGAGAAAGAAGAUGCAUCAGUAAUGCUUUUUUCACUUAGCCAGCUCCUUCACAUUGUUCUAUUCAGUCUGAAGUCAAUAGACAAUGCCUCCCCUCGCCCCUUAGUCGGACAAGCUCAAAGCCUGAUGGAGGAGAUGCGGAAUAUUCUUAACAACCUGCAGAAGCUUUUGUCUGCAGAAAAUACGUCAACAGCAACAAGUUCAGUUCAGAAAAAGCAAGAGUCUCUGGAAGCAUAUGAAACAGUACCGCUAUGGGAGCUGAAGACCCAAGAGGCGAUUCUUCUGCUCAGAUACACUUGGAGGGAAGUAGACACACUUUUUUACCUCCACUGUAGCAAAUACACAUCUUUAGAUAAAAGUGAAGUCCUCUCUGAUGCUUCGGCCUUAACCAACAUAGAGAAUCUUCUCCAUCCUUCUUCCGCUUCUCCAUCCUGCAGCCCCGUCAGCUUUGUGCAUCUCAAGCUUCUUACUUUGCAACACUUAAAGAAAGUGUUGUAUGAUUCAGCCUCAUUCACAGAAGCGAGUACUGCUGAGUCCCUCAACAGUGCAGCUAGGUUUAUCAUAGCUCCAGAUGAGCUCCAAGUGUGUUCUGAAGAAGAUGGUGUGUGGGAUGGGCAGAUGAACACUGUGAACUCCAGCUCCUGCCGUGUUGCACACUGGUAUGUUGUCACAACAAACCUAUCUUUGCUUACCCCUCAUUUGAGUCAAGAAGACGUGAGCUGUAUUGUGGACGUUCUGGUUAGUUCACUGCUAAGGAAGCAGUCCGUUAGAGGAAAAGAUCUACUAACUGUCUCCCUCAUAUCUUCAGAGCUCCUCCAAAGCGCUGUUUUUGUCGAAUCGCCUUCACUGUUUUCAGCUACAGUUGGCUCCCUGACUCAAAGGAUUUUGAGGGUUCUAUCAGCAGCACAUGUCCCCAAAAUUUGUUCGACACUCAAGAAAUACCAGGAAAUCCAAGAGGAGGAGAUGAUCAUGGCUGAGCUUUGGUCCCCACUGUUAGUGGAGGAUAUAAAAGUGUCCUCUGAGUCUGGGCAAAUGAUUGUACUUUUAAGUGAUGCCCAAAUCAAAGAGCUCACAGACCUACUGGAGAUCGUAUCAAGCCUAAACCCGGAUGGACUGAACCCCAGGGAUCUACAGUCCCUUUUUCUUCUCCUUACUUUCAUACUCACGUCAGCCUCUUGUCGUUCUGAGGCUCCAGAUUCAGGGGAUUGCACACUAUUGUUGGUGAAGCUGCUCAGGACACUUGCUUGUUUAGUAGAGGGUAGAAAUUUCAAAAGUGUUCUGAAGGUAAUUUACGGAAGCACUCUGCUGCAGGCUGUAUUGUCCUCCCUCUUAUGGCGCAGCAGGAAAGAACAGUUUAGCGCCACCUGCAGCUCAGACUGGUUGGAUUUGAUUACAGCCAUGCAGGAGUUCAUCAUGUGUAUGGUCCAGCUGAUUAUUGUCUGUAACAUCUCCAUGCACCUCAAUCUGGACAGCUUUGCCUCCUUUCUUGCCAGUGAGGAAGAGGUGGCAAAAACCGGAGUGUCCAGCAUGGCUAUUCAGCUUCUGCUGGCAUCGUUGGCCUCCUUCUUUAAAGCGAUAACCUCUAGCCUGGGGAGAAGUAAACUAACAUAUGCCACUUUGACCCAGGUGCUCACUAGGACGACAUCCUCACUGGAACCUGUUGUGGAGUCAGUCCUAAAGACCCAGAGUGUCACCGACCUUAAUCCGGCCUUUGUGGUGGACAACGUUACCACCAUGCUGCGGUGUGAGCUGUCCUCCAACGACCAGACCACCCUGAGACACAAGAUGUUCUAUCAGAGUUUUUCACAGCAGGUUCUUAAAGAGAUGAGCUGUGCAGCAAGACCCCUUGACUUCCUGGUUUCCUCUUUUCAUUUCCUGGCAACGUUUUGUAAGACCGUGGUAAAGUCUGGAAGAAAAAAGGAGGAGGAAGAAGAAGACAAUAGUGAGACAGUGUUGUUCAGUCAGAUCCUUCACAAUGUACACAGACUUUUGUCAGCUCCUUGGCUGUCAUCAUCUGACACAAGUGCACUAGAGCCAGCUGUACAGAAGCUGCUACAUCACCUGGUGGAGAACAUCACUUCCUGCCAGUUCAACCAGCUUCUGCUGAUGAUCAGAGACGGGCUGGACACUUGCAAGCUGUGGGCUGGAAAUGAAAAGGGAGUGUUAGCUUCCGCCACCAUAGUCAAGCUGCUGUCCUGCUGUAAGUUACCACAACAUUGCUCUGAAGCUCUGUGGUUCUUCGCACCACAGAUUUUGUCCGCUCUUGUGUUUCUUGUAAGAUCAUCCAGUCAGGACCUAUCUUUGACUUCCACUUUUACCAUUCCUAUUGUCACGGUGAUGUUGACACUGCUGCGCCAGGGGAAGAAUUACAUCGACAACUCCCACCAUGUGGUCUUGGUACUCGGAGCGCUUCAGGCCGUGCCACUUGAACACCUGACCCCAUACGUCUACCAGCCGGCGUUUUUGGCUCUUCACGAAGCGCUUUGUGUCAUCCUCCAGUGUUACCCUCAGGUGAUGGUGAACACAGCGCCAUCCUUCUUAAACGUCUUUUACCGUCUGGUGGCUUCCAUUAUGCAGGAGGGUCGGCAGAAAGGAGGAGACAGUGAUACAGGUGAUGCUGGAGAAGUCCACCUUGAGUGCUCUCGGCUGGUAAAAAGGAUGUACCAAUACAUUGCUUCCACCUUUGAGGGCUUCACCAGACAGUCAGCCUUCAUGGUGGCUCAUUAUGUCACAGAGCUGCAAAAGGUUACUCUGCGACCAGACAUUAAGAUGCACCUGACCGAGGGCAUCUACAAGAUACUGAACCUUUGCAAGGAGCCGGAUAUCAAGUUCCUCAAGGCAGGAUUGGCGGGAGGAGUCCGUGAGGUGUUUAAUGAGCUCCACAGCAACUACAUAAACCAUUACAGAACCCAGCGACUAGGAGAGGAGAAGUACACUGUUUGAAACGACAACAGGCGUCUUUUAAUAUGGGCCCAAGUGACCCAUUUCAAUGUAUGCUUCUAUGGAUAGCAGAUAUGAUGUAUUACACUGACAUUUUUGUACAUGUUAUGCUUUGAAACGAAUCAUGUAAAAAGGCUUAAGUUGCUACAAAAUUGCAAAGAAAAAUGAUUGGAAUCAUUAUGCACAUUGUCUUCCCUGCAUUAUCCACACAGGCUUAAUAACAUGUGAAUAUUGUAUGAUUUUCUUGCAGAAAAACAGUUAUUUAGUGUGGAAUGAUUUACUGCAAAUAUCCUUUUCAAACCUUUUAAAUUGCAUUAUUUUAUGACAAUAUUUUUACUGCUCAUUAGCUAAUGGAUUGGUAGCAGUGUUUCGGAAAUUAAUCCAUGGGAUUAGUACAAUCUCAGUCAAUUUUGAUGGAUUGUCCCAGAACCAUAUUGCUCUAUUCAUUUAUUAACACCUCUUAUUCAAAGAUACAUUGAUUAAAGCUGAAGCUGGAGUAUUUUUGUGCUGUAGUGGCACAAUAAUUGUUAUCGCCUGACUCGCGUCUCACCAACCUCAUCAAUUUUUUGGAUUCCCUGCACUAUUCUGAAAAUAAAGCCAAUGCAGCACUUUUUGUGUGUGUGUGAGAAUAGCCCAUAUUUUAUUCUUACAUUAAUGCUAAACCCUCUCAAAAGACUCCAUAGAGAUUAUCUGUAAUACUGAACUGACCUAUUAAAUAUAUAAUAAUGAGAUUAACUUUGAGGCCUUGUAUUCCAAAGGAUAACUGUAAAAUGUUCCCCUCCUGGUAGUGAAUCACAGUAAUGUGGUAAACGGAUAUAAUAAACCAGCUGAGGGGCUUAUCUGUGAAGUCGGUAUACGUCAACAAAACUGCAUCUACAGCGGUACAUCAUAGCUAAAGUGAAGCAAGGCAGAAUACGGAUUCAUCGGUUUUUAUUUCAACAAGAACUAUGAAAUAAAGCGGAGGGCCUUAUAAACACUUCUACGUUGAAAUAAAUUGUGGCCGCAUAACAAUGAGCCCUGCUGCAACUGGCUUAUUGUCCAACUUUUAUUGAAUUUUUUCAAAUGCUUUAACAGUUCUGUGUUCAUUU
Molecule: messenger RNA, 5992 nt
Organism: Nerophis lumbriciformis (worm pipefish)
Lineage: Eukaryota; Metazoa; Chordata; Actinopteri; Syngnathiformes; Syngnathidae
Gene: urb2
Product: URB2 ribosome biogenesis homolog
Biological process (GO): ribosome biogenesis
Cellular component (GO): nucleolus
Source: RefSeq, a predicted model, not a curated record